Messenger RNA from Aureobasidium uvarum, 381 nucleotides. NCBI's taxonomy places the organism in Eukaryota, Fungi, Ascomycota, Dothideomycetes, Dothideales, Saccotheciaceae. The record is from the annotation of a GenBank genome assembly.
AUGUCUACAAACAACAGACCCCACCAAGGCGACAAAACAUACUUUGAACAACAACGCGAACUCGUACUCCAAGAUGUUGCGACACAAGUGCUCCAAAACAUGAACACGUUAAACCGAAGCUUAGAGAGUGUCAUCGCUGUACGUUCUCUCUUUCCUGUCUCGACGCACCCAGAGGAUCCGUCCUCCAGGUACCACCAGCACGAUAUGGCAAACAAUACUGACAUUCUCGCGAAAUACAGNGUCGGCAACGAAUUCGGCCAAGUCGAGGGCCUCUGGUCCAUGUUUGAGAAUGUCAUGGCGCAACAACAACAAGAAACCCAACCCCACGAGGAAGAAGGAAACACGCAAGCACACACUGGCGCUCAAGAAAGAGGACAAUAG